This is a messenger RNA of Sphaeramia orbicularis (orbiculate cardinalfish), 2162 nucleotides long. RefSeq names its product formyl peptide receptor 1 (gene fpr1). The record is from RefSeq and is a predicted model, not a curated record. The transcript is spliced from 2 exons. Gene Ontology annotation, molecular function: complement receptor activity; G protein-coupled receptor activity. Bases 97 to 1236 code for a protein of 379 amino acids. Gene Ontology annotation, biological process: positive regulation of cytosolic calcium ion concentration; complement receptor mediated signaling pathway; inflammatory response. Lineage: Eukaryota; Metazoa; Chordata; Actinopteri; Kurtiformes; Apogonidae. Gene Ontology annotation, cellular component: plasma membrane.
GGGUCUGGAGUCGCCUCAGACCAGUCCCAGUCUGCUCAGAGUCACUUCAGCUGCAUCUUCACCCGACUGGAGAACCACAGCAAAGGUUUUAAAACAAUGAUGGAUAUAAUUACCACUACCCCUUUCUACAACAUCAACGCCACUGAAGUCACUGGGAGAAAUGGUUCUUUGUAUGAGGAUGAUGAAUAUGACUACAAGGACGAGCAUGCUGAGCUGAGACAGUCCUUAAACAUAAUGUCCCUCAUUGUUUACUGUCUGGCCUUUGUACUUGGGGUGCUGGGAAAUGGAGUUGUAAUCUGGGUGACGGGGUUUAAGAUGAAGGAGACUGUGAACACUGUUUGGUUCCUCAACUUGGCCGUGGCUGACUUCCUCUUCACGGCGUUCCUGCCCCUCAGUGUGACGUACACCGCCAUGGAUUUCCACUGGCCGUUCGGCAAGUUCAUGUGCAAACUCAACAGCACCAUCAGCUUCCUCAACAUGUUCGCCAGCGUCUACAUCCUGGUUGUCAUCAGCGUGGACAGAUGUGUGUCAGUGGUGUGGCCGGUGUGGGCUCAGAACCACAGAAGUGUACGCAAGGCAUCCUGUGUGAGUCUGGGGGUUUGGGUGCUGGCUCUGAUCCUCAGCGCUCCAUACUUCAUCAUCAGGGAUACUGGACCUUCAUAUCACAACGAAGACAUCAUCAACUGCUUCAACAACUUUGCCUUUUCUGACGACUACGAAACCCCGUCUGUGAAUCAGCUGAGGCAGUUCCGUCACCAAGCCAUGACCAUCACCCGUUUCCUCCUGGGGUUUGUUGUCCCCUUCACUGUCAUCGUCUCAUGUUACGCUGUGAUAAUCCAUCGUCUCAGACGGAACCGCACGCUGGCCAGUCAGUCGAGUCGCCCCUUUAAGAUCAUCGCCGCUGUUAUCACCACGUUCUUCCUGUGCUGGGCCCCUUAUCACAUCAUGGCUCUUAUUGAGUUGGUGAACCACAUGCCCAGUCACACUAGUGAAACCUUGGACCAUGUCAUCACAAUCGGGGUCCCUAUAGCCACCAGUCUGGCCUUCCUCAACAGCUGCCUGAACCCACUCCUUUAUGUGUUUAUGGGCCAAGAUUUCAAGGAUAAAGUUCGCAAAUCCAUCCUGAAUGUGCUUGAGACUGCAUUUCAGGAGGAGGUGUCUCGCUCGUACACCUACACAAACUCAAUGGUCACAAGUCGGAGUAAAGAGAAGUCAGUGUCUGAUGCUGAGGUGUAAAGCUGUCUAUGACAUGAAUAUGAAUCAAUAUUGUAUCUGUACAUAGCAAAUAUCACAAAUGUAUAUAACAAAUUUUAUAGUUUUUAAUGUGUUUUGUACAACUAAAUCUGUUCCAGUUGGAGUGAUGACAGUUUAUGGAUGGAUGUAAACUGUCGUGGUGUUCAUCUUUACCUGUAGUGGGCCUGUUUAUCAUUUGAAGUAACUAUUUGAAGGUCAUAUUGCAGAGUAAGGUGUGAUUGAAUGGAGCUGGAACGUUGUGGAUAAGUUAAGUGUUUAAUCUUAUUGAGCUCAGGGCUGCACAGUCCUGCGUUUUGACUCAUAGCAUUGCUCUCAGUUCAGUUCAGACCAGACUAGACUUAGAGGAUAUAUAAUUUGCCAUAUGCUUUACAUGAAAACCAGCAAUACAUCAUCUUAUAAUUCAUUUGUGCUGACUUCAUCUGAUGACCUUCUCAUCUUUCUGUGUUCCUGUCUGGAACAAAGUUAUAUUGUGUGACUUUGUGUGUUACAAUAUAACUGGUUUAAUUGAAUGUUAAGUACUUUCUUCAUAUUUUACUGAAAUUAUGUUUGUUUGUUUUUCUAAAAAAAAAACAACAUAAUUGCAGUUUUAAUUAACUUAAUUUCGUGGAGAGAGGCUGAGACUGCUGCAUAUUUACAUAUCUACUGCAUGCUUCUUUAAAAAAGACAUUUAUUAUAUGUUAUUCAACAUACUUCCAGGCUACUAUAAGCCUAAUACAUAUGGCAGUUAGAGUGAAUAUAUGAUGCUUAAAGUAGCAGCAGAUACUAAGUAUACUAUAAGUAUAUUAAGUUCUUGUAAUAUUUGUUGAACUCAGCCAAGAUUAAAUGAAGUUAAUGAUGAUAAUAAUGAUGAUGACUUUAAUGUGAUCCUUGUUGUUAUCAUUAUGCUUGUGAUUAAACUAUUACUUGGA